UCCGCGGGGUCCGGGCGACCGCCGAGCCCGUCUCCAGGCAGAGGCUUCUCACCCCAGCCCGAGCCACCCCCCACCCCGCUCGGGCUUGCGGCCGCCUCCCCCGGUGCGGGAUGAACACAGCCGCGGCCGCCGCGGGGCCCCAUGGAGGAGCAGCCGCCGCCGCCGAUCCGCCCGCCAGCGAGAAUGGCCUUGUUGGGCAGCCCACACCCCGGAGCCCCCUCCGCGGCCGCCGCACCUGGCGGGACUUCCUCCGCCGCGACAGCGGCGGCCGUGCUCUCCUUCGGCACCGUGGCGACCGCGGCGGCCGCGGCGCUGGGGAACCAGAGCGACGGGAGCGGGGGCGGCAGCACUGGCGCCUCGGCUGGCGGCGGCCUGGGUGGGCCCCGGGCGGCGGGGGCGGCGGGGGCGGCGGGGAGGCCGCCGCAGGACCCCGAGGCGGCGCCGCUGCUGUCGCACGGGGCGGCGGUGGCGGCCCAGGCGCUCGUGCUCCUGCUCAUCUUCCUGCUGUCUAGCUUGGGCAACUGCGCGGUGAUGGGGGUGAUCGUGAAGCACCGGCAGCUCCGCACCGUCACCAACGCCUUCAUCCUGUCCCUGUCCCUGUCGGAUCUGCUCACGGCGCUGCUCUGCCUGCCCGCCGCCUUCCUGGACCUCUUCACGCCGCCGGGGGGCUCGGCCCCCGCCGCCGCCGCCGCCGCCGCCGCCUCCGCCUCCCCGGCCACGGGGCCCUGGCGCGGCUUCUGCGCCGCCAGCCGCUUCUUCAGCUCGUGCUUCGGCAUCGUGUCCACGCUCAGCGUGGCCCUCAUCUCGCUGGACCGCUACUGCGCCAUCGUGCGGCCGCCGCGGGAGAAGAUCGGUCGCCGCCGGGCCCUGCAGCUGCUGGCCGGCGCCUGGCUGGCGGCCCUGGGCUUCUCCUUGCCCUGGGAGCUGCUCCGCGCGCCCCGCGAGCCCCCGGCGGCACAGAGCUUCCACGGCUGCCUGUACCGGACGUCCCCGGACCCCGCGCAGCUGGGCGCGGCCUACAGCGUGGGGCUGGUGGUGGCCUGCUACCUGCUGCCCUUCCUGCUCAUGUGCUUCUGCCACUACCACAUCUGCAAGACGGUGCGCCUGUGCGACGUGCGCGUGCGACCCCUGACCACGUACGCGCGCGUGCUGCGCUUCUUCAGCGAGGUGCGCACGGCCACCACCGUGCUGAUCAUGAUCGUCUUCGUCAUCGGCUGCUGGGGGCCCUACUGCUUCCUGGUGCUGCUGGCCGCGGCCCGGCAGGCCCAGGCCACGCAAGCCCCCUCGCUCCUCAACGUGGUGGCUGUGUGGUUGACCUGGGCCAACGGGGCCAUCAACCCUGUCAUCUAUGCCAUUCGCAACCCCAACAUUUCGAUGCUCCUGGGACGCAACCGGGAAGAGGGCUACCGGACUAGGAAUGUGGACGCCUUCCUGCCCAGCCAGGGCCCACGGCUGCAGGCCAGAAGCCGCAAUCGCCUUCGAAACCGCUAUGCCAACCGGCUGGGAGCCUGCAGCAGGAUGUCUUCUUCCAACCCGGCCAACGGGAUGGGAGGGGAUGUGGCUAUGUGGGCCCGAAAAAAUCCAGUUGUGCUUUUCUGCAGGGAGGGACCCCCAGGGCCUGUGACAGCAGCGGUCAAACAACCUAAAUCCCAAGCGGGGGAUACCAGCCUCUAAGAAGGGUCGGGAUGCAUAGCUUGUGAAGGCAAAUUUUCACCUGCUCCGUUUAAUGAUGCAGGAUUCCGGGGAGAAUCGUGUAUUUCAUAAAGCCAGACAUUUAAAAAAAGAGACGGAGGGGGAGGCUUACCACUUACCCCCAAACGACAUACAAGACAAUGUGCCCUUCUUCAAAAGUGCCAAAUGUAAAAUGCAAAAUUAAAACAGUAUCAAACCACACAACCAAGCAUUGUGAACUGUAAGUGCCAAAAAUGACAAAAAUAGAAUUCACAAUUACUGAUAAGCUCAUAUUACAGGAAUCACACUGUGAAACGAACAAACAAAAUCAAUGAAUGUAACCAGGAUUUGUUCAAAUACAUAGCGUUUCAGGAAAGAAUGGAGACCUUCAGAAUUACUUGAAGGCCCCUCCAAAUCACCAGCAUCCAACAAAACUGGAGAUUGUUAGAACUCGCACCUUUGACACAUGCUUUGGGUGCUCAGGUUAGAAACGAAAAAUUCUUAUCUUUACACACUUUGGUGCACUUCCUCCCACCCCAUGACCCUGUAACAUUUGUGGGAAAUUUUAUAUUCAUAUCCCAUUUUAAACCAUUUUAGGAUUUUGAAUUGUGUCUUACUACCAGAAAAUCAACCAUCUGAAGGGCAAAGAGAAGUAUGAACAUAAAGAAAUGUGGCUGUUUAAAAACAUAUUCCAAGAUUAUACUUUAAAAAUUAAUGCCCCUCAUUCUACUGCCAAAAUUAUCUGCCUUGGGAAACUUUAAAGCUUUCCCCUUACCCUCACCUGCUACUUUUGUUUCUAAUCAUUCAGGGGAUGCUGUUCUCAGAGUAUUUUCAUAUACAAAAAAAAAAAAAAAAAAAAACUUUCAUAGUAGAAAAUCUUGCCUUUUGAGGUAAAUUUGAAUUUUAAAUGCAGCCAAAAAUGUAAUUUGAAGUCAAGUUGAUUGAAUCAGGUGAGUAAUGCCACUUUUUUUUUAUGUAUACAAAAAUGAGAGCCCUAUAAAGUAACAAGAUUGGCUUUCCUAUGUGGCUCACAACCCAAGAUGAUUACAAAGAAGAAUUCUAAAAAUAUUUGGAGAAGUGGCUGUAUUCUUGGAAUAAGCAUAGAGCUUUCAAGAGCAUUAUACUUUCCUACAUUUGGAAGUUUAUGAAAAAAAAAUGAAUCCUUGUUUUUAUAGACAUGAUUUGUCUAAAAAAUGUGGUUGUUAUUAGACGGAGAAUAGACAUGGUAUUAUUACACGUAAUAGGGUGUUAAUAAUUUGGGCAUAAAGUCAGAAAGAAACUUCAAUCAAGCUGGAGAUAUUUUCAGAAAUGUGCAAAACAAAGAUGCUUUUUAAAAUUCAAAAGCACCAUUCACGAUUUGUGUGUGUGAAAUUUCUCUCAUUAAAUGCCACUGUUCACAGAAUCAUUUACUCAGAAUUUUAAAAGAUAUUUUUAUGUUUUCUCCCUCUUUCUUUCCUUUCCUCCACCUGCCCCUCUUGUCUUCAACAUUUCACAGCCUUACUUGAAUAAGUACUUUAAACUAGAUAUGGAAUCAUGGAACACUACAUCAAAAACUAAUGAUGUAAUGUAUGGUGAUUAACAUAACAUAAUAAAAAAUAAACUAGAUAUGGCAUGACAUCAGCUAUCAUAUAAAGAUUUCAAUGUGAAAUAGCCACCUUUUUUUCCUUGUAUUUAAAAAUGUUAAUGAGUAUUUGUGUGAUAGGUGGGUGUAUGUCACUAUUUUGUAAUCAAAGAUGGAAAUACAUGAUUCAUGUCAGCUAAAGAUACUUAAUUUUUUCCCAUGCUCAAGGCAUCAUCACAAUCGUAAGUUUAUAAAUUAUCUGUAUAUAUAUCUUGCUACACUCAAUGUAGUACAAAGCAGAUGAGAUAAUCUCUCCUCUUUAGCACUCAUGUAUAUAUAUACACACACAGACUUAAUGCAGCUGAACUAACAUUUAACAAAUAUCUACAGUAUUUGUCUGUAAAAGGCAAAACAAUUGUGUGGUUCUUGGCAUUCUGAGAAAAUGGAAGUCAUGUCUGGCAUUUAGGAGGAAAUGAUAAAGUCUUGCAGUUAGGAAAAUUAUCAGAGAAUAGGAAUUCAGCAACUGUGAAUAAAGGCAGAAAGAGAGUUAGGGAUCUUAGGGGAAGGAGGUGAAUGUGGUAUUGCCUGAGAAGAAAAAUCAAAGGAAGAUAUUUAAGAAAUAAACAUGGCAUGGAAUAAACUUUCCUGGUGAGUGAAGGGAAAAUCGGAGAGAUUGGAAGUGACAAAGUGGGGGCACGAAGGACUUCAAGGCAGGAAAGGAAGCCCAUCCUAACUCUUGGUGUGUAGUAGUAGAAAGUUUUAAGAAAGGGAUAGCUUGGGGAAGAAAUCAGGAGCUGUAAGCAAAAAUGGGAGGGGAAAGAGAGAACAGUGCUAAUAAGUUACUUAAAAAAUUACAGUAUUGUUUCCUUGUUUGUUUAUUUGAGACUAUACAACUAGUCAGUGAUAGAACUAGGAUUUGAACCAUAGUCUGUCCAGCUUUGGAACCCUAUAUUCUCUUCUCUACCCUCUGUUGCCCCCCAAAAGGUCAGUGGAUAGGGAAACCAAGGAUGACAACUUGGGGUACUAUCAUUAUCUUCAUCAGCAGCAACAUCAUCACCAACAUCAUCACCUCUGUUACCAUCACCAUCA
Messenger RNA from Zalophus californianus (California sea lion), 4321 nucleotides. It is a transcript of the gene GPR135, whose product is annotated as G protein-coupled receptor 135. Lineage: Eukaryota; Metazoa; Chordata; Mammalia; Carnivora; Otariidae. Gene Ontology annotation, molecular function: G protein-coupled receptor activity. The transcript has a single exon. Bases 142 to 1674 code for a protein of 510 amino acids. Gene Ontology annotation, cellular component: membrane. Gene Ontology annotation, biological process: G protein-coupled receptor signaling pathway. The record is from RefSeq and is a predicted model, not a curated record.